This is a messenger RNA of Danio aesculapii, 2317 nucleotides long. RefSeq lists its product as uncharacterized. Gene Ontology annotation, molecular function: nucleic acid binding. Gene Ontology annotation, biological process: DNA integration. The transcript is spliced from 2 exons. The coding region runs from base 15 to 1811 and encodes 598 amino acids. NCBI's taxonomy places the organism in Eukaryota, Metazoa, Chordata, Actinopteri, Cypriniformes, Danionidae. The record is from RefSeq and is a predicted model, not a curated record.
UUUUUUGGCCAAAAAUGGCUGCCGAUGUAGAACAGAAAAUCAAGACAUGUGGUCGUUGUGUGCGAAGAAAGUCUCACCCUCAAAAGGCAGCGGCCUUGGUCAACAUCCAGGCCACCCGACCACUACAACUAGUCUGUAUGGACUAUCUUUCGAUAGAACCUGACCGCAGCAACACAAAGGACAUCUUGGUGAUCACAGAUUUUUUCACUAAGUAUGCUGUGGCUAUCCCUACACCAAAUCAAAAGGCAAGAACCGUAGCAAAGUGUCUCUGGGAAAACUUUAUUGUGCACUAUGGGUUCCCAGAACGCUUACAUAGUGACCAGGGCCCAGACUUUGAGUCACGCACAAUCAAAGAGCUUUGUGACAUAUCUGGCAUCAAGAAAAUUCGAACAACACCUUACCAUCCAAGGGGAAAUCCUGUCGAACGCUUCAACAGAACCCUGCUGGACAUGCUUGGCACAUUAGAAGAGAAAGAUAAAGUUCAUUGGAAGGAUUUUGUUAAGCCGUUGGUUCACGCAUAUAAUUGCACGAAGCAUGAAGUGACAGGAUUCACCCCUUAUGAGUUGAUGUUCGGGCGCCAACCUAGGUUGCCUGUAGACCUUGCUUUUGGUUUACCAUAUCAUGAUCACCCAAAAACAUCCCAUUCUGAAUAUGUAAAACAUCUAAAGUCACAUCUGGAAGAGAGCUAUUUGCUUGCAUCUAAUAAAGCAUUAAAGAAUGCUGAGAGGAAUAAAAUCAGAUUUGACAAACUUGUGACAAACUCAUCCUUGGAAGUCAAUGACCGUGUGUUGGUGAGGAACGUUCGGUUACGAGGUAAACACAAGUUAGCAGACAAGUGGGAGUCCGAGGUGUAUGUAGUAGUGAAACGAGCAGGUGACUUGCCCGUGUAUACUGUUCGUCCUGAAACAAAGGAUAGCCCUCUCCGUACACUUCAUAGGGACCUUCUGCUUCCUUGUGGAUUUUUACCAGCUUCAGAAAUUUCAAGCCACCCAUUAACCAAACCUCCCUCUAAACCUAGGACACGGAGAAACCCUGGCAAAGAACCAUCUGAUGAUGACAACAUCUCUGAUCCAGAGGAUGAAUAUCCUAAUGGUCAUCAUGAUACUCUCCCAGAAAUGGAAACUGUACGGUUUUCUACAGUCCAUAACAUACACAAAUCAAAGGGAACUUCAAAUGUUUCUUUGAAUACAGAUUCAGUUAAUCUAAAGCCUUCAGAAGGUAACAAUACACCAUACUUACCUGUUGAUACUCCAAAAGAUUACUCACAUGUUGACACUCCAGCUGACAAUUCCUUUGCCAAUGUUCCCGAUACAUACUCACCUGAUAAUGCUCCAGAGGAAUACUUACCUGCUGAUAUUUCAGUUGACGAUUCACCUGUUAAUGAUCCACAUGACACUGUGAAAGGUCACACACCUGAAGAGGAAACAGAAACUUACAUACCUGUUGAAGGUGGAGAUAAAGAGGAAGUGGAGGAAAGUACUGUAAUAUCAGAUGUUUCUGUGGAGAAGGAACAGCCCAAAGCUGAGAGAGGACAUAAUCCAAAUGUACCACUCAGACGCUCAAGUAGACAAAGAGAGGAACCUAACAGACUUAACUAUCUUCAACUCGGGAAUCCCCUUUCUUAUGUUGUCCAGUCUCUCUUUCAGGGGUUAAGCUCUGCCAUUGUUAGCUCCCUAAAUGGUGUUGAAAGUCCCGGUACCCUUUCCAACUUACCUGAUGCCUCAUUGAAUGUAGUGACUAAUCAGCCACUCAGAGCAUGCAAAGGGACUUGCAUGAUUUCAGGGGGGGAAAGUGUAACCCUGGUGAAAUAGUUGAAUAAUUAUUUAUAAUAUUAUUCAGAGCAGUAUAAUCAUAUUAUUAUUAUAUCUACAAGUCUUUAUUAAUAUAAUAAGCAAAAUAAAAUUCAUGUAUACAAAUGUAGUUUAAGGUAAAGUAACAGCCAAUUGUAGGAUCGGGUUGUUAGCUCCGCCCCUUCCAGCUUGCCGGCAGAGAGAGACACAGAGCAGAGACGAGACCGGUUAUCUGAGCAAUAGAGAGGAGUAAACUUGAACAAAAAGGAUAGAAUACGGCCAGGUUUUUUUCUGAGGAGAUUUUCCCGGUUUCCCUGGAUUCUUUGUAUUGAUGGCGAGCCUCCCACGUCGACCUGGAAAGUCGUGAAGUACCCAAAUUUUCAGUUUAUCCUCCUUUCACCGGAUAAAGUAAGAAUAUACCAAAAAGUUAUUUCCUUUAAUGGACUGGGAUUCCGAACACAGCUGUAAGGACUGAUUUUCUUGACAGAAAAAACAGAACUUGAACUUAAUUGAACUGAGUUCACUGA